UUUUGCAUGCGUUCGUAAAUGUAAUGGUAGUUGGUGUUGGUUGGUAUAUAAAUUAUAUUGGUAUAUGGUCGCCGUGUUUUGAUUUAUAGCCUCAUUUAUAUUGUAACUAACGUAUGUGCUAGUUCUAGCCUUUCUUCCAGACUAAGCACGUUUUUCAAUAUUCUGGUCUUCAGUUUGAAAAUGUAGAGCAUUCAAUGAGAAAUGCAACUCAGCAAUUGAAAGUUUUGAUUCAUCAAUGAAAACGCAAUUUAAAAAAAAAGUUUCUUCCAACCAAAAUCGAGAUCCGACCUUUAAUUCCUUUCAGAGUCAUUUCUAUACUUGCUCGCAGAUUAAAAAACUUUGGCUAUUGAGAUGACAAGAUUUUAUUGACAAUUUACGACCAUUAUAUAGUUUUUGCCUUUACUUUACAAAAAAAAUUGUAACUCAAACACAAUCAUUACUACACUAUUCAAUUCAAUACUUUUUUUAAAUGAUUCUUUUGACCGAUCAAGCUUAGCGGAGCGCAGAAUUAGAUAUAAAACAUAUUUUGUGACGAUUUCUACUCUUCAUUUUAAAUUCUUAUCCAGCGCUUUACGAAUUCAGUUUUUAUGACUCCAAUCAAAGACAAGUCGAGCUUAGCGGGGGGUGGAGGGAUGACUUCGAAUGUGGUAGGUGGGGUUGCUAGUGUGCAUAAAGUGGGCAAGUGGUACUUUGGAGGUGUGGCUGGAACUGCAGCUGCUAGUUGCACCUACCCAUUCAGCCUAGUAAAGGUGCACUUCCAGACUGUCUCCGCAUACAGUGAGUCCCCCUCCAUCCUGCGCACAUUUGCUCACGUGUUCAGAUCAGACGGACUGCAGGGACUAUACUGUGGAUUGAGUGCGUCCAUUUUACGACAGAUGAUAUUCAACACUACUCGUUUUGCCAUCUACGAGGGUUCCAAAAACUACCUCAUUUGCUCUGGAAGCCCGAUUACUAUCGAUGCCAAAAUAACCAUAUCCGGAUGUGCUGGGUUUUUGAGCGCGCUUAUGUCUUCGCCAGUCGACAUGAUUGUAGUUCGCAUGCAAACAGACAUGAAAACAUCAAAAACUGCAAGACGCAACUACAAACACGUUUUCGAUGGUCUGUUUCGUGUUGUGAAAGAAGAAGGUUUCAUGCGAUUAUUUGGAGGAUGUUCGAUGACUAGUUCAAGAGGCGCUUUGAUGUCUAUCGGUCAAAUGACUAGUUAUGACACAAUUAAAGAGAAAAUUUUAAUUUUGGGGUUAUUGAACGAUAACCAGUUAUGUUACUUUGUCAGCUCGACCAUCGCAGGAGCCAUUACAACAUUUCUUACAUUGCCACUCGAUGUUUUAAAAACAAAAAUGAUGAAUGCGAGACUAGGAGAGUUCAAUGGUUUGGCAGAUUGCUUUUAUCAGACUUUAAAAAUUGGACCAACAACGUUUUUCAGAGGCUUUUCACCGGCUUUCAUGCGACUUGCGCCUCAAACCAUUUUGACGUUUUUGUUCCUUGAGCAGUUGAAAAACUCAUUCGGUCAAAUUGUUGUGGUAAAUCAAACGUGAUUGUAAAAUUUGUUUUGUUUAUGAGAGAAUA
Messenger RNA from Symsagittifera roscoffensis, 1566 nucleotides. Its product is annotated as mitochondrial dicarboxylate carrier-like. NCBI's taxonomy places the organism in Eukaryota, Metazoa, Xenacoelomorpha, Acoela, Convolutidae. Gene Ontology annotation, molecular function: succinate transmembrane transporter activity; oxaloacetate transmembrane transporter activity; thiosulfate transmembrane transporter activity. Gene Ontology annotation, biological process: oxaloacetate transport; succinate transmembrane transport; malate transmembrane transport. The coding region runs from base 588 to 1535 and encodes 315 amino acids. The transcript is spliced from 4 exons. The record is from RefSeq and is a predicted model, not a curated record.